GACACAUGCACCGGGAACGGGGCGGGGAGAAGCCGAGCGCUCGCUGCCUCUACUCAGCCGCCUGGGAGCUGAGGGCCGGCCUCGCUUUCAUUACGCGAGACUUCAGCUUGGCGCCGUGACCCCCAUCCUGGUGAGUGCAGGAAAGAUGUGGAUCCAGGUGAGGACCAUUGACGGAACAGAGACCCGCACCAUCGAUGACCUCUCCAGGCUCACCAAGAUUGAGGGCUUGAGGUUAAAGAUCCAGGAGAGUUUUAACGUCACCCCAGACCGGCAGCGGCUCUUCUACCGGGGCAAACAGCUGGAAGAUGGGCACACCCUUUUCGACUACAAUGUGGGCUUGAAUGACAUUGUACAACUCUUAAUCCGUUCCCAGUCUGAUGAUGCAGCUCCUUCUACAAAGAAAAAGGACUCGGAUGGGAAAGCCCUUCAGAACUCUGCAAAUAAGAACAAAUCACGAGGCAGUUCCAAUCCCAGUCAGCCAUCGACUUCAGCUCGAGCCUUCCUCAUUGAUCCAGGCAUUGGCAUUUACAAGAUCAAUGAGCUGGUUGAUGUCCGUGAUGUAACUAUUGGAGCAUGGUUUGAAGCACAUGUUGAAAAUGUUACCAGAGCUACAAAGGUAAACAAGAAUGGCAAGGCUCAUGUUAAAGGUGGUCACCCUUGUAAAGGAACCAAUGGAAGUCUGAGUCCAGAGCACUCCAGAGAUAACUCCGGUGUUUCGGAUAUCGCCCCUUCCACUUCCUACUCCGACUACGUGGAUGAUGAAGAUGUAACCUAUUAUAUAAAAUAUGAUGAUUAUCCUGAAAAUGGGCUCGUAGAAAUUGAAACCAGCAAUUUGCGACCUAGGGCGAGAACCAUUUUGAAGUGGAGUGACCUAAACGUAGGUGCUGUGGUCAUGGUGAACUACAAUAUUGAAACUCCAGAGGAACGUGGUUUCUGGUUUGAUGCAGAAAUAACAGACUUAAAAGAAAAUUCAAGAACUAAUAAAGAAGUGUUUGUAAAGAUUUUGUUGGGCGGUCCUGAUGAUGCAAUUAAUGACUGUAAGGUAAUGUUUUCUGAUGAGAUAUACAAGGUAGAGAAGCCUGGGGCGUAUCCUCUGUCAUCUGGAGAUGGAGAGUUUAAAAGGAAAAGUGGUCCUGAAUGUAAACAUUGCAAAGCAGAUCCCAAUGCAGAAUGCCGAUUCUGCUCAUGUUAUUUAUGUGGUGGAAAGCAGGAUGCACAUAUGCAACUUCUAUGUGACGAAUGCAAUAUGGCUUACCAUAUAUACUGCCUCAAUCCCCCACUGCCCAAGAUACCUGAGGAUGAAGACUGGUAUUGUCCUUCCUGCAAAAACGAUUCAACUGAGGUGGUGAAAGCUGGAGAAAAACUGAAGCAAAGUAAAAAGAAGGCAAAGAUGCCAUCAGCAAGCACUGAGAGCCAAAGAGACUGGGGCAAGGGAAUGGCUUGCGUAGGCCGUACUAAAGAGUGCACCAUUGUCCCAUCAAAUCAUUAUGGCCCUAUUCCUGGUGUUCCUGUGGGUGCAUUAUGGAAAUUUAGAGUUCAGGUCAGUGAAGCGGGAGUUCAUCGUCCUCAUGUUGGUGGAAUUCAUGGGCGCAGCAAUGAUGGAUCGUACUCUCUGGUAUUAGCUGGUGGAUUUGAAGAUGAAGUGGACCGAGGGGAUGAGUUCACAUACACAGGAAGUGGUGGCAGAGAUCUUUCUGGCAACAAAAGAAUCGGCGAGCAUUCAUUUGAUCAAACAUUGACUCAUAUGAACAGGGCCCUGGCCCUAAACUGUGAUGCAGCCCUGAAUGAUAAAGAUGGAGCAGAGUCUAAAAAUUGGAGAGCUGGAAAGCCUGUCCGAGUUGUACGGAGCUCGAAAGGUCGUAGGAUCAGCAAAUAUGCCCCUGAAGAUGGCAACAGAUACGAUGGCAUUUACAAGGUGGUGAAAUACUGGCCUGAAAUAGGCAAGUGUGGGUUUCUGGUGUGGCGCUAUCUCUUAAGGAGAGAUGAUGUGGAGCCUGCUCCUUGGACUGCAGAGGGCAUAGAACGUUCAAAGAAGCUUGGACUAACUUUGCAGUUCCCAGAAGGAUAUUUGGAGGCCAUGGCUAACAAGGAGAAAAAAGAUAAGGUUAAGAAGCAGCCUGUGAAAUCUGAGCCAAGCAGUCCAGCUAGCCCCAAUAAUCAGACUCCCCGAAGUGGUGCUGAGAACCAGAACAAGGAGGAAAACGCAGAGCAACACAGCCAUUCUACCCGUAGCAGCUCAAGACACAGCAGCACCCAAAGCAAUGGAAACGAGAAGAGACCUUCCGAGGAUGAUGACGUAGAAGAGGUUGUACCAUCCAAAUUGAUUAAGCGUUCAGAAGAAGAAGAACGAGGUGAAGCAUUUGAGCUCACAGAACAACAGCAUUGGCUCAUUAAGGAGGACUCUCUUAACCAGAAGCUUUGGGAUGAGGUUCUUUCCUCUAUCAAGGAAGGUCCGAAAUUUCUGAAUAAAGUUGAACAAACAUUCAUGUGUGUCUGCUGUCAAGAGUUAGUGUAUCAACCUGUAACAACAGCAUGCCUCCAUAAUGUGUGCAAAAGCUGCUUGCAACGAUCCUUCCGAGCUGAGGUCUACACUUGUCCAGCAUGCCGCUAUGACCUUGGAAAGACUUACAAUAUGGUUCCAAAUAAGGUCCUGCAGACAUUGCUUGACCAGUUUUUUCCUGGUUACAGCAAAGGGCGAUGAUUUGUUAUGCUCCCAGAGCAUCUCUUUUUGACAUUUUAUAAAUAAAGACAUUCUUCUCAAAUCACGAAAAGGAACGUGGACCAACAGGCACCAUGGAUCUCAAGCACCACCUUUCUCCGUGUCACCAUGUCUUCAGUUCUUGGCUGUCUCAGUAUCCGAGGUAGUUUGCCUGCUAAGGCCUGAUUUGAAAGAACUUGUGCAGCAUCUUUGCUACUACACUCGAUACUUGCUUGUUUUCAUCCAACUACCUCAAGACAGAGAAGAAAACAUGGAGACGAAGAGAUUAAAAGAUUGGUUAUCUGAUGUUUAGCAACACACUGCCUCUGGAAGUUGUGCCUGGUCCACGAGUCUUCUUUGCUCCGGUGCCGAGGGGAGUCCACAGUGCGUUGCAGGGCAAAGGCUUGUCGACACCUUUCAGGACUGAAGGGCUCAGUGUACACUGACAGCACUUAGUUGUAAACAUAUGUUAGACUAAAGAGCAACAGAUUCAUUGUAAUGUUUUCCUUUCUUCCCAGCUUCUAUUUUUUCCUUCCCUUCCGUUUUUUUUCUUCUGCAGAGCUGCUUAUUGUACUUUUUUACCGUGAGCUUUUUUCUGCUUCAUAAUUUUUACCUUAUACAGUUUGACUACUAAUUACUAAUGAGAACAAUAUAUAUGCAUUGUUGCUACAUUAGUGUAACGUGAUCUGUGUUCUAACCUUUUUUUGUUGCUCUUAGAGCUAAUCACAACAUCCUAGUCUUGUGAUUUUUCUUUUCUAUACAUUGUCACUUUGGUAUUAGUUUACAAGCUGUAUGCUGUAGUAGAGCCUUGUAUCAGUGGUAAUGCAAUCUGCAGAGCAUUGCAAAUGGGUGAUGGUAUUAGCUGGAGAGGGUCUGAAAUAGCUUCCUAUUGUGAUUUCAAAUUUUAUACACAGUAUAUUCCCUAAAAUGUACCUUAUUAAAUAUUUUAUGAUUCUGA
Bufo gargarizans (Asiatic toad) is the source of this 3656-nucleotide messenger RNA. It is a transcript of the gene UHRF2, whose product is annotated as ubiquitin like with PHD and ring finger domains 2. Gene Ontology annotation, biological process: negative regulation of gene expression via chromosomal CpG island methylation; protein ubiquitination. The transcript has 17 exons. Gene Ontology annotation, molecular function: protein binding; ubiquitin protein ligase activity. NCBI's taxonomy places the organism in Eukaryota, Metazoa, Chordata, Amphibia, Anura, Bufonidae. Bases 146 to 2701 code for a protein of 851 amino acids. The record is from RefSeq and is a predicted model, not a curated record.